This is a messenger RNA of Oryza brachyantha (malo sina), 1187 nucleotides long. RefSeq lists its product as uncharacterized. The coding region runs from base 78 to 1004 and encodes 308 amino acids. NCBI's taxonomy places the organism in Eukaryota, Viridiplantae, Streptophyta, Magnoliopsida, Poales, Poaceae. The record is from RefSeq and is a predicted model, not a curated record. The transcript is spliced from 7 exons.
ACGAAAAAAAUCCAGCUGCGCAUUAUCCCUCUCUGCUGUCGUCUGCUCCCGCCAACGCACCACCCCAGUCCCCAUCCAUGGCCGCCUCGUCUCUGCUCCGCCUCCUCUUCCCCUCUGCACGCAGCCCCCGUCAUCAUCCGCCCGGAGCCAGGGCGCCCGCGUCCUCUGCGGCGUCCCCACUCCGCGCGCGCGCGACGCGCCGGCGCCAGGCGGCCCGCGCCGCGCGCUGCUUGACCUCGACCUCGUCCUCGCCGGAGCCGGAGCCGGCACCGGCACCGACGUCUCUCGACCUCCCUCUCCUCCCGUUCCAGCCCGCAGAGGUGUUGAUUCCGUCGGAAUGCAAGACUUUACACUUGUAUGAAGCUAGGUAUCUGGCUUUGCUAGAAGAGGCCUUGUAUAGGAAAAACAAUUCUUUUGUGCAUUUUGUGCUCGACCCAGUUGUAUCAGGUUCACCUAAAGCUUCGUUUGCUGUACGAUAUGGUUGUUUGGUCCAGAUAGAGAGUGUUGAAAGACUUGAUAUUGGAGCAUUAAUAUCAAUUAGAGGAGUAUGCCGUGUAAACAUUAUGAACCUUUUGCAGAUGGAGCCCUACUUGCGUGGUGAUGUUUCUCCCACUAUGGACCAUCCUUGUGAGGGUAUUGAAUUGGGGUUAAGAAUUUCCAAGCUAAGAGAGUCCAUGUGUAAUUUACACAGCCUACAAACGAAACUGAAGGUGCCUGAGGAUGAACCAUUGCAAACUAACAUCAAGGCCUCCCUGUUGUGGUCUGAGAAAGAAAUUUUUGAAGAGUACAAUGAAGCUUUUAUCCCUGGGCUACCUGAACGUCUCUCCUUUGCUGCAUACCAAACAGUUUCAGGUAUGUCAGAAGCAGAACUUCUUUCACUGCAAAAAUAUAAGAUACAAGCAAUGGAUUCAACAGACACUCUUGAAAGAGUAAACAGUGGGAUCGAGUAUGUAGAACGUAAUAUUGGUAUGAUUGCUGCAAGACUGGCAAUUCAGAAUAUAUGAAUGAUAUCACUUUAUGUAAAAUUAUCAUCAGGGAAGUGAUAUUUCAUAUCUAUCGUAUCGUGCUCGUGCCUAUGAUACGAGGUCUAGUUGAAGCAAAAUAUGUUUAAUGAAACAAAAAUCAAUGUAUCAUCGGCAGGAAAAGUAUCAAGGCAUUUUUAGAAAAUAAAAGUAUAACUUAUGGCU